This is a messenger RNA of Tauraco erythrolophus (red-crested turaco), 663 nucleotides long. Lineage: Eukaryota; Metazoa; Chordata; Aves; Musophagiformes; Musophagidae. The record is from RefSeq and is a predicted model, not a curated record.
CCCCCGGGCGCGAGUUGUCCCCUCUCACUUUCUCUCUGCCCCUGCCAGGAUGCGCCAACCUCAGAAGAGCUGGAGCAGUUCGCCAAGGACCUCAAGCACAAGCGCAUCAUGCUGGGCUUCACCCAGGCCGACGUGGGGCUGGCGCUGGGCACCCUCUACGGCAACGUCUUCUCGCAGACCACCAUCUGCCGCUUCGAGGCCCUGCAGCUCAGCUUCAAGAACAUGUGCAAGCUGAAGCCGCUGCUGCAGCGUUGGCUCAACGAGGCGGAGAACACGGACAACAUGCAAGAGAUGUGCAAUGCGGAGCAAGUGUUGGCCCAAGCCCGGAAGAGAAAACGCAGGACGAGCAUCGAGACCAACGUGAAGGGGACACUGGAGAGCUUCUUCCGCAAGUGUGUGAAGCCCAGUCCCCAGGAGAUCUCCCAGAUCGCCGAGGACCUCAACCUGGACAAAGAUGUGGUCCGGGUCUGGUUCUGCAACCGGCGUCAGAAAGGCAAACGUCUGCUGCUGCCCUUUGGCAACGAGGCGGAGGGAGUGAUGUACGACAUGAACCAGUCUCUCGUGCCCACCGGCCUGCCCAUCCCGGUGACGUCCCAGGGCUACAGCCUGGCACCCUCCCCUCCUGUCUACAUGCCACCCUUCCACAAAGCCGAGAUGUUCCCU